CCCAACCUAAGCUCCUUCUCAGUUUACUUACUCAAACCAUCUUCAGUUUGCAAGACUCAAGGCAGUCUCUCACUUAUCUCUCUCGCACCCACAUCAAGUGCUCUGCCUGGAGUGACUGCCUUAGUUCAUUCCUAAGUUCCCGAGGCAGACACUGUCUUCUUUGGGGAUUCCUUGAACGUCUGCACCCUUCUUGACAGGAGUCCUCUCCCCUCCACCGAGGACUCGGUACUGUAGCCAAGUUGGAGCGAAUGCCCAGAAGACACAGGGCAGGUCCAGAGAAAGGCGGGAAGGUUUUGGCCGCCAGCCCCGGGAGCACCUGCAGGAAGAGAGAGCCCUGCUCGCUCCAGUCGGGCUCUUAAAAGGAGCGGACAAACAAAUCCAUUGCCGCAGGGCAAUUUCGUAGCCAAGUGGAUGGAGACAGCAGGAACCAAAAGGGGGAGUUAACUGUGCCUGUCUCUGGCUUCCAGGUACCCCUCCCGGCAGAGCCUACAGAACCGAACUGGCGCCAAGUUUCAAUGAGGGGUGGAUGUUUUCACUCCCCUCGGGCAAUAAGUAAAAAACGCGGGGGUAGAAGGAGCGUGCAGGGAGGGAGGAAGCUCCGGUCUGGUUCUCACAGCUGAAAGCCAGAGAGCCGAGGCGGGAGGUGCGCGAAGGUGCCUCGUGGGCCGGGAAGAGUCGGAGCGGCGCGCAGGCGCACUGGGGAUUGCCGCCGGCCGGCUCUGGGGGGUACAAAGAGCGCGGCUGAGAGCCGGGGUUCCUUGAAGUCUGAGGAGUCGCCUAGGGCUCGGCGGGCCGAGGCGUCCCUCAUACCCCGCUGUGGGACGCAGCCACUGUCGCUUCCCACUCGGCGCCUCAGGUUUUCUAGUGUCUCCCGACUUCUUGCCCUUGAGGUGGCUGCGAAGUCGGGUGCGUCCUGCGCGUUUCGGGGUUUAAUUCUGCCGCUGGCCACCAGCCGGCUCCGCCCCUGCGCUCCGCCUCCUCCUCCUCUUCGGUCGGGAGGCUCAGUCUAGUCACUCAGCGGCCGGCGCGGCGCGGCAGGUUGGGAGCGGCGUCUGGAGAAUGCUUGUCACCAUACUGGAUGGACUGUUGAAAUAUUGAAUUACUUCCAUCUUUUGACCACACUAGUAAAUUGUCCGUGGAGUUGAGAUAUUUAUUGCAGGAAUUUCUGGUCUUACAUAACUGAGGUUGAAUGCAUUUGGUAACUUGAUGCAUAAAAUUUGCAUGACUCCUCACUCCUUUCUGGAUCUGUCAUUGGAUUUAAGCCAGCAUGGCUCACAUCACAAAGGUUAAUGGCUGUGCCUCAGGAAAAACAGACGAUUUUCUAAAUGGAGACCACAAGGAACAGAAAGAUCCUUAUUUUGUGGAGACCCCCUAUGGUUAUCAGCUAGACUUAGAUUUCCUCAAAUACGUGGAUGACAUACAGAAAGGAAACACCAUUAAGAAGUUGAAUAUCCAGAAGAAGAGGAAACCAUCUGCGCCAUGCUCAGAAACCAGAGCCACAGCUGGCCAGCAAGGUGUGUGGACUUCCACUGAAUCCCUCGCAUCCUCCAACAGCGAUGACAAGCAGUGCCCCAGUUUCCUCCUAGCCAGAAGCCAAGUUACAUCAACUCCAAUCCAAAGGCCACUUGCCCCUCGGGAGAUCUCACCUACUUUUCUUACUAUCCCAGAAAGUCGCCAGCUACCACCACCCUCACCCCAACUCCCAAAGCACAACCCUCAUGUCAUCAAGACACUGAUGGAAACCCGGAGAAGGCUGGAACAGGAGAGAGUCACCAUGCAGAUGACACCGUGUGAGUUCCGAAGGCCCAGACUGGCCAGUUUUGGAGGCAUGGGCUCCACGAGCUCUCUCUCCUCCUUUAUGAGUUCUGGAAACCAAAAUCCUGUCAUGCAUCAGCUCCAGAAUGGAUACCAAGGCAACGGGGAUUACAGUGGCUAUGCCCCAGCUGCUGCCACCACUUCCUCCAUGGGCAGCUCCAUCCGCCACAGUCCCCUGAGCUCAGGAAUCUCCACUCCAGUGACCAACGUGAGCCCCAUGCACCUGCAGCACAUCCGUGAGCAGAUGGCUAUUGCCCUGAAACGACUGAAGGAGCUUGAGGAGCAGGUGCGGACCAUCCCUGUGCUCCAGGUAAAGAUCUCUGUCUUGCAAGAAGAAAAAAGGCAGUUGGCUUCACAGUUGAAAAACCAAAGGGCUACAUCCCAGAACGAUGUCUGUGGUGUGAGGAAACGGUCUUAUAGUGCUGGGAAUGCAUCCCAGCUGGAACAGCUCUCCAGGGUCCGGAGAAGUGGUGGAGAGUUAUACAUUGACUAUGAGGAAGAAGAGAUGGAGAGUGUAGAGCAGAGUACACAGAGGAUAAAGGAGUUCCGGCAGCUCACAGCAGACAUGCAGGCCCUGGAGCAGAAGAUCCAAGACAGCAGCUAUGAGGCUGCCCCAGAACUCAGGGAGAACGGGGAAUGCCAGCCUCCAGGGUGUCGAUCUGUGGCCGUGGGUAGUGAUGAGGCCAUGGAAGACAUUGUUGUGUACCACAGGGCUUCCAAGUCCUGUAAGGAUGCUGCUGUGGGAACAGUCACUGAGACAAGGAAUUCUGGGGUCAGUGUGACAGAGGCCAUGCUUGGAGUGACUACGGAAGCUGACAAAGAAAUUGAACUGCAACAGCAAACCAUAGAAGCCUUAAAAGAAAAAAUCUAUCGCCUAGAAGUACAGCUUAAAGAAACUACCCAUGACCGUGAGAUGACUAAACUCAAACAAGAGCUGCAGGCUGCUGGAUCCAGGAAAAAAAUUGACAAAGCCAUCAUGGCCCAGCCACUUGUUUUCAGCAAAAUGGUGGAGGCAGUGGUGCACACUAGGGACCAGAUGGCAGGCAAUCAUGUGGAUAUGGCUGACAUAUGUGUUGGGACCUCCGUGCAAACAAAUAGCAUAGGCAUCUCCUGCCGGCCAGAUUGUCAUCAUAAAGUUGUGGGACCCGAACUGCCUAUGAGUUGGUGGAUUGUUAAGGAAAGGGUAGAAAUGCGUGACCGAUGUACUGGGAGGUCUGUGGAGACAUGUGACAAGCAUGUGGGUGUGGAAAUAAGUGUCUGCGAAACAGGCAGCAACACGGAGGAGUCUGUGAACGACCUCACACUCCUUAAGACCAACCUCAAUCUCAAAGAAGUGCGAUCAAUUGGUUCUGGAGAUUGUUCUGUGGAUGUAACGGUCUGCUCUCCAAAAGAGUGCAUCUCCCGGAGCAUGAACACAGAGGCUGCUGGCCAGCUAGAAGCUGCUGUCAUGGCCAUACCUCAUACCAAGAGCCAGCACACCAAUACAGUUUUGGAACAGGUGAGUCAGUUCACCAACACUGAGACGGCCACCCUAGUAGAGUCCUGCACCAACACUUCCCUAAACACUUCAGACAAGCAGACCACCACCCAGACUGUGGAGAUGCGAACAGUGGCUAUAGGAGAAGGUCGAGUCAAGGACGUUAACUCCUCUGUCAAAACUCGGUCCAUUGGGGUUGGAACUGUGCUCUCGGGCAAUUCCGACUUUGACAGGCCAUCAGCUGUGAAGACCAAAGAGUCAAGUGUGGGGCAGAUCAAUAUUAACGACAACUAUCUGGUUGGUCUCAAGAUGAGGACCAUAGGGUGUGGACCUCCGCAGUUAACUGUGGGGCUGACGGCCAGCAGGAGGAGCGUAGGUGUUGGAGAUGAGCCUGUAGGAGAAUUGUUGGAGAGCCCCCAGCCACAACCCCCUUCUGGAAUGAUGGCAGGCUUGGAUCACUACAUUGAACGUGUCCAGAAGCUUCUUGCAGAACAGCAAACACUGCUAGCUGAGAACUAUAGUGAACUGGCAGAAGCAUUUGGGGAACCUCACUCACAGAUUGGCUCCCUCAACUCACAGCUCAUCAGCACCCUAUCAUCCAUCAACUCAGUCAUGAAAUCUGCAAGCACUGAAGAGCUGAGGAACCCUGACUUCCAGAAAAUGAAUCUGGGUAAAUUCACAGGCAGUAAUAUGGACUGUACUUGUACGUGUGGAGGCCUUCAGUCUGGAAGACCAGCAAGUGCCCAGACAUCCCAGCAUGCACCAGAGCUGGGGACCAUAGAAGGGAGGCCCGUCUGCAGCCAGGAUUCCCUCCCAUCUCAGGAAAGCACGUUGAGCCCUGUGAACCUGACUGAUGACCAGAUAGCCUCUGGCCUCUAUGUAUGUACAAAUAAUGAAAGUACACUGAAGUCCAUCAUGAAGAAGAAAGAUGGUAACAAAGAUUCAAAUGGAACAAAAAAGAACCUUCAGUUUGUUGGCAUUAAUGGCGGGUAUGAAACUACUUCAAGUGAUGAUUCCAGCUCAGAUGAAAGUUCUUCUUCCGAGUCAGAUGACGAAUGUGAUGUCACUGAGUAUCCUCCUGAGGAAGAGGAGGAGGAAGAGGAGGAUGAAGAAAUGGCAGAAGGGCACCAUGCAAUUAAUAUUGAAAGUUUCAAGUCCUCCCAGGUGGAAGAUGAAAUGCAGGUUCAAGAAUGUGAACCUGAGAAGGUGGAAAUCAGAGAGAGGUAUGAAUUAAGUGAGAAGAUGCUAUCUGCAUGCAACUUACUAAAAAAUAACAUAAAUGACCCCAAAGCUUUGACCAGCAAAGAUAUGAGGUUCUGUCUGAACACCCUCCAGCAUGAGUGGUUCCGCGUGUCGAGUCAGAAGUCAGCUGUGCCAGCCAUGGUGGGGGAUUACAUUGCUGCUUUUGAGGCCAUCUCUCCAGACGUGCUCCGUCACAUCAUCAACAUGGCUGAUGGCAACGGCAACACGGCCCUUCAUUACAGCGUGUCCCAUUCCAACUUUGAGAUUGUGAAGCUGCUCUUGGAUGCUGAUGUGUGUAACGUAGAUCACCAGAACAAGGCAGGGUAUACCCCCAUCAUGCUGGCUGCCCUGGCUGCUGUGGAAGCAGAGAAGGACAUGCGGGUUGUAGAGGAACUCUUCGGCUGUGGGGAUGUGAACGCCAAAGCCAGCCAGGCAGGACAGACAGCCCUCAUGCUGGCAGUCAGUCAUGGACGCAUAGAUAUGGUGAAGGGCCUGCUGGCCUGUGGGGCUGAUGUCAACAUCCAGGAUGAUGAGGGCUCCACUGCCCUGAUGUGUGCCAGCGAGCACGGGCACGUGGAGAUCGUCAAGCUGCUACUGGCCCAGCCAGGCUGCAACGGCCACCUGGAGGACAAUGAUGGCAGCACUGCGCUCUCCAUAGCCCUGGAAGCAGGACACAAGGAUAUCGCUGUCCUGCUGUAUGCCCACGUCAACUUUGCAAAAGCCCAGUCUCCGGUCAGUGUUGUGCAGUUGGCUUUUGUGAACAGCCUAAAAUCCACCAGACUGGGCACCCCUAGGCUUGGAAGGAAGACAUCUCCUGGUCCCACUCACCGAGGUUCCUUUGAUUGAUUGUGUGCAAAUAGCCAUCCAUUUACACACCACCAUUAAGCUGCUAAUUGUUCUGUUGGGGUGACAGAUACUGAAUGUAUUGUGCCUGAGCUCACCGGCAAACAGAAGGCAUAAAGCUGAGGGGAAAAGGUUAAAGCUUUCACAGUGGAAGCUGAGCCAUCAGGAGAUAGACAGCCAGGCACUUGCGGCAACUUUUCUGGCCAUCUUCCCUUUGUGCAGGGCACACUUUACCCCAGUGUCUCUGUUGCUGUUGAGUCUCUGCUCCGUUAUGUACAGUUGUAGGAAAUCGACCUGGGCAAGCAACCUCUGUUUCUUAACCACCUCCCGUCCCCGCCCACCACCACUGCGGGAGAAGUGUCAGGUUCUCAAGGCAUGGUGUUUUUAAAUUUUCCCAUAAGUAUUUAUAUUUGCUAAAUGUGGAACCCUUGGAAAGCUCUUUGAAAAUUCCAUUCCAGGAUGGUUUUGUUGAUUAUUCUUUUUUGUCUUUAUUAUUUUAAAGUAAAUAAAUUGAGAUAACUUUGGUCAUCAGCGACUUGGGACUGGAUUGGUAGGUUUCUGGUUUAAAAAUCAAAGACGAAAGAUGGGACUCUCAAAAAGUAUAAAACAUUAAAAAAGAAAUAUGUUCGGUUGGUUCUAUCUAAAUGGAUAUAUUAUAUUACUUUAUAUAAAUGGUAUCUAUAAAAUUGGCACAGUAUUUUCAACUUUUAUAUUCCAUGGUAAUUACAGACAUGAAGAAUUACAUGUAACAUUACCAUAUUUUUAUUAAUAAUUGCACAGCUCUGUAAUUAGUGAUAAAGGUUGGAUUGUAUUAGAGGAACUGGCUUUAAAUUUGCCUCUAGAAAAACAUAGUGUAGUUCUUUCCAUAUUUAUGGAUUCCUUUAUAUCAUUUACUUUGGCCUUAUCUGUAUUUAAAUGUUUGAAGUGCCUUAGACUCUUGCCAUAUUUUCAAAAUAAAAUUUCAUUAAGCUGUUUUGCCUGUCCCUACUUCAUCUCUGACAGCUGUCU
Condylura cristata (star-nosed mole) is the source of this 6385-nucleotide messenger RNA. It is a transcript of the gene KANK1, whose product is annotated as KN motif and ankyrin repeat domains 1. The transcript has 13 exons. Bases 1268 to 5380 code for a protein of 1370 amino acids. Gene Ontology annotation, cellular component: cytoplasm; cytoskeleton. The record is from RefSeq and is a predicted model, not a curated record. Gene Ontology annotation, biological process: negative regulation of actin filament polymerization. Gene Ontology annotation, molecular function: protein binding. Lineage: Eukaryota; Metazoa; Chordata; Mammalia; Eulipotyphla; Talpidae.